Molecule: messenger RNA, 1949 nt
Organism: Tachyglossus aculeatus (Australian echidna)
Lineage: Eukaryota; Metazoa; Chordata; Mammalia; Monotremata; Tachyglossidae
Gene: HEATR9
Product: HEAT repeat containing 9
Exons: 15
Coding region: 1-1854 (617 amino acids)
Source: RefSeq, a predicted model, not a curated record
AUGGCCAGGGCUAGGAGCUCACGGUGCUCCCCCUUGGAUGAUGGGCCCCAACUCACAUGGUCGCCCACAGAGGUCAAGCUAGUGGCCCAGGGAGGCCGCCCGGUCCUAGUCAACUCCGCAGACCAGCAGGAGUUGGGCUACUCGCCCACCAGGCUUUUGUCUUGCCACCAGACUCCGCAGGGAGAAUUCCCCCCACCCCCGACCCUCUGGAUGCCUCGGCUCCUGCCCCCCGGGCCCACCCCACCCUGGAUUCGGCCCAGGCCCUCAGCACGCUCAGCUCGGCGUUCGGCCUUCAAGGAGGAGGAGGAGGAGAGAAGCUCCCAGACGGAGUGGGACAGGACCAGUGAUGAUGGAGUUGAUGAUCCUACCCACUUCCUUAACUACUACCGGCGUCGCAGCAGCCUGGCACCCCCCACCUGGAGUCGCUCUGCCCACCUGGACCCCCGCUGGGACCCUUUAAAGUGGAAGAGGUUGCAGGAUCUCGCCCAGAGUAUGAGCUCCCCCGUGGAAGACCAGCAGUACUAUGCAGCUCAGGCCCUGGGCUGCCUGGGAGUCAGCGAAACGUUUGUCCUGGACGCGCUCUGGACUGCGGCCCAGAAGGGGAGUGGAAAAGUGCGGUAUGAAUCCUGCAGAUCCCUGGCUAUACUGGGGUGUCUACACCGGAGGGUGAUCCUGGAACUGGUCAACCACCUGGAGGACCCGAGGCGGGAGGAGAGACUGGACACCCUAAGAGGCCUGAGCCUGGCUCUCAACAUCUGGGUCAAGGGCUCCAUCAAUAAGCGGGAGCCAGUGGGGGCCAAGGCCAGGCUGAGCCAGGCCCUGGAGCAGCUGAUGGGCGGCCAGGACCCCGGGGAUGACGUGGCCCUGGAGGCGGCCGUCUGCCUGGCCUUCCUGGACCCCCAAAACACUCCAGCCAAGCGCUUCCUGGUGCAAUGCCUUACCGUCGGGGACAAGAAGAGGAGGAUGAAGGCACUAUUGCUGUUGAUCAGGCAGUUCCAGAUGGGCACAGCAGCCGUCAUCCACGCCGCCAUGUACCAGCUCCGCCAUGCUUGGCGCGUCCAGCACCGCAUCGAGGCCGCCGGCCUGUUGCAGUCCAUCGGGUUGCUGCAGAUCCAGGCGCACGGCCUGGAGGAGGCGGUCUUCAAACUGCUCUUGGAGAAAGUGUACGACGAGCCCUUUCUGGAGGUGAGGCAGGCCGUGGUGGAGGCCGUGGAGAGUUUCCAGAUGAAGUCACGGAUGUUGGACAUUGUGGAGUUGCAGGUGGAGGACACUGACACCAAGACCCGCCGGCAGGCUGUCCUCUCUUUAGGAGUGCUGGGCAUCCGAACGCCCCGUCUGUUCCACUAUCUGCUGGACAUGCUGGACCUGGAGAAGAGCGAACAAGUGCGUGUGGAGCUCGACCGCAUGUUCGCGGCCCUGGCCAUGCGUGACCCCUGGGUCCUGGAGAAGCUGAAGAGCCGCCUGCCCCCGGUGAAGAAACCUCUGGAAACAUCGGGGGCCUCCCUCAGAAGGAAGACUCAGGGGAGCCUGCCCAAGAUGGAGCCGCCCGGCUCGCCCAUCCCUCAGCUCUCGCCUCAGUCCGAGGAGUCUCAGCAGGCCUCGCCCGAGUUGCUGGAUUCGUACGAGUUCGUGGCCCUGAGGCAGUCGGCUUCUGUGAGGGAUUUGUGUACCCAAACCCUGGCCGGCUCCCUCGGGGGUCAAGGGUUGGCACGGUACCAUCCCUUGGGUAUCUCGGACCCCUGGAUCAAGGCUCAGCAGGCCUCCUGCCCCCGCAGGUCCAGCCGGUCUGCUUCCAAGCUGCCCAGACUCUGCCUCCCCUUGCUUCCUCAGAGACGAGGAGCCUCGGGACAGUAAACCACAGUGGGACUCCAACUUCCAGGGCCUUCAGGGGGAGAAGCCCCCCUGGGGGAGACUGGCCGGACACGAACCGCACCCCACCCAUCGUCCAC